GUUUCACAAAGCUCACAGCAAGAACUCUAGGAAGUGAGGGCAGAAGACUUAAGUAUUUCAUCAGGACUUGACAACGUUUUGCACAGCUACCCUUUUUUGCAGUUAUUUUGGUACCCGCGGAAAUGCAGUUGAAAUGGCACUAGGAAAUCCCUCUCUUAAGGGCGAGCACUUUUGGCCAGACUGAUUCCUGCCUGUGGGCGGCAACAUUACUGGGACCCACCUCCCCGGGGCUGGCCCGGCAUCUUUGCCCAUUUUAUCUACCUUACUUGGGGGAAGAAAGCCUCAUUUUCCCCAACCGUGCGAAGGAAAGUAAGACUUUAAGAAACAGUAUACAACCCACAUACGGAAAAGUACACUGAUCCCGAGUGCCACCAAACCACUUUCACGGGCUUUCUUGUGUAAUCUGUAUCCAAAACAGUGGAGACACCAAGACCUAGGAAGACUGUUGAAGGCCCUGGUCAGCAGGAGGUGCAAAUCCAUACCAUCUACCUGCAGUCUUCACUGUUUUAUGACAUGGUUUGCCUAGCUGACGGAUCCCAAAUGCCCUCCUGGCCAGGUGAAGCGGAGAACAAUCACUCUACCAAGUUCAUACCUUGAUGCCUGUUCCAUGAAGUUAAGCCCGGAUCUCUUCUCUCCCGCCGUCCCCCCAAUGCCUGCUCUUCUGUGGUUAGUUUGCAGGCCUGCGCUAUGGCCUCCUCCUCCUUCCCAGCCUCCUCCACUCAGCCCAAGAAACCCAGAGACAAGAUAGCUGACUGGUUCAGGCAGGCUCUGUUGAAGAAGCCCAAGAAGAUGCCAGUCUCCCGGGAAAGCCCCCUCAGUGAUGGUUCACAGACAGCCACACAGGAUAUGCUCUCACCCGAGCGCCAUAGCUCACCUCCGAGUCACAAUUCACCCCAGAGCCUCAGCUCACCCCCGAGCUGCAGUUCAGGAAUGUCACCUACCUCGCCACCAACACACGUGGGCAGCAGCAGCAGCAGCGGCCGCUGGAGCAAAGACUAUGAUGUCUGUGUGUGCCACAGUGAGGAGGACUUAGAAGCGGCCCAGGAGCUGGUGUCCUACUUGGAGGGUAGCAAGGCCAGUCUACGCUGCUUCCUGCAGCUUCGGGAUGCAGCCCCAGGUGGCGCCAUCGUUUCGGAGCUCUGCCAGGCGCUGAGUAGUAGCCACUGCCGCGUGCUGCUCAUUACCCCGGGCUUCCUUCGGGACCCCUGGUGCAAGUACCAGAUGCUGCAGGCCCUGACGGAGGCCCCGGGGAAGGAGGGCUGCACCAUUCCCCUGCUCUCCGGCCUGACCAGAGCCGCCUAUCCGCCAGAACUCCGGUUCAUGUACUACGUGGAUGGCAGAGGCCAGGACGGUGGCUUUUACCAAGUCAAGGAGGCUGUUAUACACUAUCUGGAGACACUAAGCUGACACUUAAGCUUUCGUGUGAAAAGCUGGAGAUAGCUCACGGCAGUCGAUAGUCCAGAAUAUAUGGCAGGAGGCACCGGGAGCCAGAGCCGGCCGCACCCUGGUCAUGAGACAGGAUCAGACUGCCACCAGCAUCCGUUACUCCGGGCUCCACAAGACAGCCAGGCAGAAGAUGGGAACCACCCCCACGAGGUGACCAGGAAGAAGAUGGGGACUCCCCAAGAAGGGUAGGAGGGUACCAGGGACUCCCCCAGGAAGAAAACAAGGAAGUCAGAAAUUUGAGUUGUCGAGAGACUGUGCUAUCAGGAAGGUCAGCAGUGUCUCAUCUGCUGCUUAACUGGAUAGGAAGCUGACACAGGGCUGUCUUCUUCCCCUGCCAUCAGGCAUGGGGGUUGGGGGGAGAACAGGUACCACUCCCCAAGAGGGAUGAACCUGACUGAUGAGCCAAAAGUUGCCCAGGGAAGCUGGGAAGAGGUGGCAACUAUGCAGCCCGUCACACACACUACCGAAACUCCUUCCCAGAGAUGCCAACUCACGUCACAAAGCUGGAUUUCAUCCUCAUACUGAAUUUCAACUAUUGAAAAAAAUGCCAUUAAAAAUGCAACCCAAGGGGCUGGAGAGGCAGUGGUUCAGUGCUCAAGAAUUCUUGUUGCUUUUUCGGAGGACCCAGGUUCAAUUCCCAGGAUCUACAUGGUGACUCAGAACCUUAUCUAUAACUCUACUUCCAGGGGAUCUGAUACCCUCUCUGACCAGAACGUCCUUGGGCACCAGGUACGCACAUAUAGAUGCAGGCAAAGCAAUCAUACACGUACAUUUUUUUGUUUGUUUUGGUUUUUCAAGACAGGGUUUCUCUGUGAAGCCCUGGCUGUCCUGGAACUCCCUCUGUAGAUCAGGCUGACCUCGAACUCAGAAAUUUGCCUGCCUCUGCCUCCCAAGUACUGGGAUUAAAGUCAUGUGCCACCACUGCCCGGUGCAUAAAUCUUUUUUAAAAAUUAGAAAUGCAAACCUAGGACUCUAGAUGGAGUCCAUGGUAGAAUGCUUGCUUAGCAUGUCUGAGGGCUUGGAUUCUACCUCCCACACCACCAAAGCAAAGAAGAAAACGCAAACCUGGAAACCACUCUGAAUACAUGAACAGGUAGGAAGAAGGAAAGCCAGGGUAUGGCGCUCGGCUCCUUCACCUGGAUCAAAACCAACAGAUCAUGUGACACAUGGGGCCUCCUCAGACGUCUGUGAGAGCCCACGCUUCAGGGCACAUGGCUUUGUGUUGAACUGAGAGGAACCGGUUCUCAAUCUAGCACCAGAGAUAUCCCCAGGGAGAGGCAAGGGGUCACCUAUGUUCUCAAUAAAAACAGAAUCAUGGUCAGCUGAA
Molecule: messenger RNA, 2773 nt
Organism: Apodemus sylvaticus (European woodmouse)
Lineage: Eukaryota; Metazoa; Chordata; Mammalia; Rodentia; Muridae
Gene: Tirap
Product: TIR domain containing adaptor protein
Exons: 7
Coding region: 688-1407 (239 amino acids)
Biological process (GO): signal transduction
Source: RefSeq, a predicted model, not a curated record